AUGGAGACCGCUCAGGUCUCCGAAUCAGUCUUGGAUGAGAGCCAGGAGAGUUCCCACGCCGAACAAGUCGAAGGGGAACCAACUCACUAUUCUAAACUGGAUGUCAAUAGCAUGAAGGUGACGGAAUUGAGGGCAGAGUUGAGUGCACGCAAUCUUGACUGCAAGGGAGUCAAGGCCAGCCUUGUGUGCCGCCUUCAGAACGCGCUUGAUGACGAGAAGAGGGCUGAGAUGUCUGAAAUGAAACAUGCUGAAACGCUGGCACCAGAGGAGCUUGCCAAGGUCGUGGUCGAAGAUGCGCCGACUAAUCUGACUGAAGCCUCUGGACAGCCAAAGGAGGAGCACCAGCAUCAACAACAUCUGUCGAAGGAUAUGUCUGAAAAAGAACGUCGUCGCUUGGAGCGUCUUUAUCGGUUGGGCGAUAAACCGUCUAUCCUUGUUCACCCAAACAGAGCGGCACGUGGUGGUCGCUUUGAUUGUCACCGCGUCUCACUUCAUUCUCUCCUGAACUACCAGGGUGAGGAGCAGAAGGAGCUCAACUUUGAGGUGUCUCUGUUUGCGGAGCAGUUUCAUACUAUGCUGCAGCGUGACUGUGCCUUCACGAUCUUCAAGGCGAUUUACUCUGCUCCCGAAAAGGAUGGAAAGUCCGAGCAGAAUGGUCACGAUGAACCGGAUUCAAAGCGUCGACGUGACGACGAGUAUGAGGAGCUGUCUCCGGCAGGUGAUGAGGAGGAAUCGAGCAAGCAACGAAAGAUGCGUCGUACUAUAGACUUUGAUCUGCUUUUCGCGUUCACUUUCUUCGAUCUCGGUCACGCCGGGUUUAUCCGUGAUCAUGAUCUGACCACUAUCCUGCACCUUCUAAAUCUGGGUUAUUCCAAAUCUCAGAUGCGAAAACUGGUAUCAAAGGUUUCGCAUCGCGAAAAUGUGCGUUUCAGAAACUUGACUGAUCAUGCAGUCGUUGAAGGGGAUCCAAAUGACGUUGCAACAUUGAAGCUAAAUUCCUCAGAUUCUGAGUUCGUUCGUGAUCUUGCAGCUGGGAACGAUCUCCUCUUCGGUGGUGAAAAACCGCAAGGCGCGUCAAAAAUCAUUGUCGCUCCUGUUGGCGGUGUGGAACUCCUCAAGCGAGUUGAGGUUGCUGAGGCAUGUAGGAAGUCAGUGGAAUUCCAGUUUUUCCAAAUUAGGGAAGAACUUGAACGGACGCGAUCCCGAUUAAACAUCUGCAAGGAUUUCGAAGACCGGCUCAAGAAAGAGAAUCGUGAAUUUCAAGAAAAGCUGCGUGAAGAGCAGCGGGCGAGUCGAGAUAACAAGAGCCUGGUCGCGACCUAUAACUAUUUGUUAAGACACUCGAGGGAGCUAAUGACUAGUGUAGUGGGUGAAAUCGAUAAGCAGUUUGAGAAGGAGAAAGUUAAGCGUGAGACCGAGAAAGCUGCGGCUGAAAUUGAAAAGGCGAAGCGCGAAUGUGUUGACGCCACAGAUUUACCUGGGAAAUCGUUAAAGGAUGAGGAAGGUGGUGUUGUUUCUGUCACUGAUGAUGACUCAGCUGUGAGAAGUGUCCAGAAGAGCGAAGAUAAAUCAGAAUGGGAGGUAGUUGAUCAGGUGUAA
Messenger RNA from Hydatigera taeniaeformis, 1599 nucleotides. NCBI's taxonomy places the organism in Eukaryota, Metazoa, Platyhelminthes, Cestoda, Cyclophyllidea, Taeniidae. The record is from the annotation of a GenBank genome assembly.